CAGUGAUGCUGUAGUUGGGGGUCUGUAGAAACGCCAUCAAGGCUAACGGAGCUAAUUCAGUGUAAAGCUUUAAAGGGUUUUUUUUUUUUUUUUACACUGUUUGAGAGUUGAGGUUUGGGUUCACUGUGGUGACAAUUUUGUACAGUCUUCAACAACGAGUGUUAUUAAUUACACUCAAUUUUAUUCCGCCGUGAAUCUACAAAAGUGGAGAAAUCGCUGUAGCAACGCUAAACUUAAAGCGGAGUGUUUUUUGUUAUUAAAGGCCGCCGUCCUGGGAAUGAGCGCCGUCUUUAUUCGGCUUCCUGGAGCUACACACCGCCACAACACCACCAGUUCGUCUCCGGGAGGAGUUCUGUAGCGGUGUAGUGUUAAUAUUUUAGAUAUCUCCAGAAUGUAAUCCAUCAGCGUACUGAUGAGAAAUGGAGGUAAAGCCCUGGGUUCUGGUGGAGAAGAAGAUGGGUUUGGCUGUGCCUGGUCUUUUCCUGUUGCUGCUCUCUCUGGCCCCUGGUUGCUGGUCAGGAGAUUGUAAGGGCCAUAGGCAGAUUCUGCGAGGGUCUCCGAGCUACAUUACAGACGGCCCAGGAAACUACUCUGUAAACGGCAACUGUGAAUGGCUCAUCACAGCUCCUGGCAGCAAUUAUCGCAUUGUGCUCAACUUUACAUUCAUGGACACAGAGUGCACAUAUGAUUACCUGUUUGUGUACGAUGGCGAUUCCUAUGAAAGUCCCCUUCUUGCAAGUCUGAGUGGCAACACCCUGCCCCAACCAAUAGAGGCACGAUCUGGCAAGAUGCUGCUCCAUCUCUUCAGUGAUGCUAAUUACAACCUGCUAGGCUUCAACGCCACAUACACAUUCUCGUUGUGCCCUGGGGAUUGUGGAGGUCAUGGGCGCUGUGAUGCAAUGUCAUCUCGCUGUCAGUGCCAUCAAGGUUGGGGAGGAACUGACUGUUCGUUACCUCUCUGCUCCACGGACUGCACACAACAUGGACAUGGGCGCUGUGAUAAGAGGGGAGACCAUUGCUUAUGCAGUUCUGGCUUUGUAGGGCAGAGCUGUCAGCUGGGCCUGCAUGAUAAAGGUGGUGUGGGACAAUGGUGGGGGGUAAACACCAGGGAUGGGAGGUUUUCUCCACGGACUGCAUCAGGUGGUGCCUUCCUUUCCUCCACCAGAACUUUCUAUAUGUUUGGAGGUUUUGAUUUAAACAAAGCACUAGGAGAUCUUGUGGAAUACAACUUUUCCAGCAAUCGGUGGGAGAAAAAGUUUCACUCCGUUGCCCCUGCCCCUAGGCACUCUCAUACAGCAGUGGAAUGGCAGGGUAACAUGGUCGUAUAUGGUGGUGAGCUUUCUAACCACUCAUUGGCUAGUGAUGUCUGGCUGUACCGCCCACAGCAAAAUGAUUGGCGACAGCUUGGCCUGUCAGAUGCUCCAGGUGCCCCCAAGCUAGCAAAUCAUGCAGCAGCUCUGGUAGACAAUGAUCUGUAUGUGUUUGGGGGACGCACAGAGAUGGACAUGUUUUCCUCUUCUCUGUAUCGCUUUCGGCUGGGUGAUAAGGUUUGGGAGGAAGUACAACCUCAUGGCGGAAAGCCCCCUGCUACUGCAGGCCACAGCAUGGUCUUUCACAAUGCAUCCAGAACUUUGUUGGUGUAUGGAGGGCACAGACCUACUACAGCCAGGUUCAGUGUAAGAGUGAACUCCACAGAUAUUUUUCAUGUGGACAAACGUUUCUGGACCUCGCUUCGCUCACGUUACCCUGCUAAUGGACCUCGGGAGAGAGCCUUUCAUUCAGCCACCAUAAUUGGCAAUUACAUGGUGAUAUAUGGUGGAAACGUGCACAUCCAUUACCUUGAGGAGAAAUGUUAUGAUGAGGAGAUCUUCUUUUACCAUUUGGGCUGCCACCAGUGGGUUUCUGCAGGAGAAAGUUUUUCACACCGAAGCCACUCUGUGAGAGGUCGUUACGCUCAUGUUGCUGCUGUCAUGGAUGGCCGUGUGCUGCUCAUCGCUGGUGGUUACAGUGGUGUUGCACUUGGUGACCUGGUGGCAUACAAAGUCCCACUGUUUGUCAGCAGUGACCCUGGUGAUAGAGAUGCUGUAUGUGCUGAGGCCCCAGAUGAGAGAAUGUGUCUAAAAAACCCAGAAUGCAGUUGGUGUGAGGGUCGCUGUCGGGAAUACCAACCAACUAAUCCAUGUGGCAGCACAGGCUGUUUAGGUCUGGCACGCUUCCUUUCCGACUGCCAAUCAUGUCUAGUGUUCAGUGGCGUGCCCAACUCUCUCCCUCGUGCCCCCGGUGAUUUUGGUUGGUGUGUCCAGAAUGAUUCCUGUUUACCGGUCUCAGGUAUGAACAUGGAAGAAGAGAGAAGCAUGAAGCGUAGUGCAUGCCGCGUGGACCAGAUCUCAGGGGCGUACGGCUGGUGGGGGGAGCGGACGAGUUUCCUGACUUCCCUCCCUUCCUGUCGCACCGAGAACUAUGUCCCAGGACUGCACCUGCUCACCUUUCAGCACCCACGCAAUCAAUCGCAGCCAGACAAGGUGUCCAUUCUAAGGAGUACCUCCAUAAUACUCAACCCCUCCACUGAGAUGGAUGUCACUUUGCAGUUUCAUGGUUUUAUUCACCCUUUGUUAGGGGCUCCACCUCCUGCACCUCCUCCCCAAGAGACCGUGGCCAUGUGGGCUAGGAUUCAGAAGUUUCACUUUACAGUAAAGAUGGCUACAGGUCCCAACUUAGUCCAACUGACUGAUGUUCUUGGACGCUGGUCAGCUCAAGAGGAAAAGGAGAGCCGCUUGCUGUCACGUCCAGAUGGUACUCGUCUGUUUCAGAAUCUUACUCGGGGGAAUCGUUAUUUGGUGCAGGCAGAGGGCUACCUGAACAGUUCGGCUUCAGGCCAGACCAGUGAGAUGGCCCUUACCUGGAAUCGAACUGCCAUACCUGGAGGAAGUGAGAUCUCAUUUUUGUUUCUGGAACCAUAUCGCUCUGGCUCGUGUUCAGGGUACCACUCCUGCUUGGCUUGUCUCUCUGAUCAGUCAUGUGGCUGGUGCCCAACCACAAAUGUGUGUAUGCUGCGCUCCAACAUCAGCCAAGAGCGCUGCCUAGAGCCUCAGGGUGAAGAGCACCAUCUGUUGCUAAGUCCCCAGCACUGCACUCUGUGUGAGGAGUACAGAGACUGCAGGGCUUGCACUCAGGACCCUUACUGUGAGUGGCAAAUCAAUUCCAGUAAGAAGGGGGAUUACUUAUGCAGUCGCCGUGGGAGGCUGGAAGGCUCCAUUCGAGAUCCACUGUGGUGUCCAAAAGUCUGUAAUCAGAGAACAACAUGUGGGGAGUGUCUGUCAAACUCUAGCCAGUGUGCAUGGUGCGAGUCUGCUCAGACCUGCUUUUACUUCGCUGCUUAUCUCACCAAGUUCCCCUAUGGGGAGUGCAGGGACUGGUAUGACAGCGUGCACUCGGUUCCUCAGUGUAAGCAGUGCUCUGCUUCAGCCACAUGUACAGAAUGCCUGCAGACCUUUCAGUGUGGCUGGUGUGGGGAUUACAGCAACCCUACUUUUGGCAGGUGUCUAAAAGGAGACUGGGGAGGAAUAAUUGACUCAUCUGUUGCUAACUGCACUGUUGCCGUUGCAGAAGUGAAGGCCUCAAGCCCUGAGCCACGCACCCUUUCCCCUCCACGGCCGAUGGAGCUGGAGAUGGAGCUGGAGUUGCUGGAGGGGGUGGAUGUUGAUGGAGAGGCUGUGUGGUCCUAUGCAUCAUGCCCUGAUGUGGAGGAGUGCAGACUGGGUCUCCACACCUGCCAUCCCUCAGCUACCUGUGUGAACACACCAACCUCUUAUGAGUGCCAUUGUGAGAGAGGUUUCACAGGAGAUGGAGAGCGUUACUGCAAUCAGACAUGUUACAAUGAAUGUCGUGAGGGAAAGUGCAGUGGCAGUCCACUUUUUGAGUGCCAGUGCUCUCUGGGUUGGACUUCAGACCCGGGGACUCUGGUGCUGAGUGGUGUUGAGUGUGAUGUCGACUGCGGCUGUAACUUCCACAGCACCUGUAUCACAGCACCAGGAAUCUGCGAUCAUUGUCAGGAUUGGACUAUAGGACUGCACUGUGAGCAAUGUCGGCCAGGUAGCUUUGGAUCAGCUGUGGCAGGUGGGGGAGGCUGUGUUCCAUGUGAGUGUAAUGGACAUGGUGACCCACUGCAAGGAUUCUGCCACAAUCAAACAGGCCAGUGCUACUGUACACAUCAUACCCAUGGAGUACACUGCGAGUUCUGCUUACCUGGCUACUAUGGUGACCCUCGGGACAAUGGCACAUGUUUCAGACAGUGUCAAGGUCGCUCCGUUGAUUAUCCUUCAUUGUCUUCCUCUUCGCUCCCUCUCUCAUCCUCUCUUGGUUGGCAUGGAUCAGCAGCAGGCCAGGAUGGUCUCUCACACUGUCUAUGGGUUCUCUCUUUCUCUCAGGAUCUGGCAUCAUGCAUGUCAGGCCAGAUGUGCCCACCUGUGGCAUUGACCCUGCAUCCGGACUCUUACACACAUUGCACAAACUCGUAUGUGUACGUUUUUGAUGGCCUGCCCCGUUUUCUCAGCGAUGGUGUGAUGUACUCAGGUCGCAACCUGAUUGGAGCUUUUUGUGGCACAACUCGAAAUCAACCAAUCACAGUAGAAGCCACAUCUGGUGUGAUAUCCGUCUAUUUUGAGGCGAAUGUUUCUUCAGAGCAUCCUCAGGGUUUUAACGCCUCCUUCUGGGUGCGAGAUUGCAAUGAAGGAGGAUCCAAAGGCGGUCUUGAUAACUCCUCAGAAUGCCUGGGCUUAGCUCAGUGCCGGAAAGGAAUCUGCCAGUGUCCCAGAGGUUACGGUGGGCCACACUGUAAUUGGCAGAUCUGCCCAGGGGACUGUGGCAUUCGAGAGGGUCGAGGCAUCUGCAACACAACUCUAGGAGUGUGUGUUUGCACUCUUGGCUGGGCUGGAUCUGACUGCUCCUCCAUUGCAGAUGCAAACAGCCUUGUGUGGGAGAACCUGCUGGACACACAGUUUACAGUGAAUCCAUCUUACAGGUUCCUUCAGAGGAUGGGACACUCACUAGUUUCUGGACCUCAGGGCACACUCUGGUUAUAUGGGGGCAUCUCCCUCUCAGAGGGAAUUCUGGGGAAUGUUUACAGGUACAUUGUGAAAGAUCGUCGCUGGACUCAGAUGCUUACCAGUUCAGAAGGAUCUAGUCCCUUGCCCCGUUACCAUCAUGCAGCUGUUGUGGUAGUCAGUCAUGACCAUAUGUCUACUACUCAGACAGACAAUCACCACUUUAUGCUUGUGGUGGGAGGGGUAACACCAACCAGUGUUCUGAGUGAUACAUGCAGUCUGAAUCUUAGCAGUCUGGUGUGGACACAGUACAAGAGCACAGUGGUGCCCCCUGUGGCUGGUCACACACUGACAGUACGCAGAGUCUCCUCUGUGCUUCUUAUUGGAGGAUACUCUCAAGAGAAUGGUUUCAAUCACCACGUGCUAGAGUUUAAUCCACAGUCUGGGAAUUGGACAGUUUUGCCACACACUGGUACACCACCUACAGGUCUUUAUGGACAUUCUGCAGUUUAUCAUGAGCCGACUGAUGCUGUGUAUGUGUUUGGAGGUUACCGUUUUCAUGUGGAGGCUGUAGAACCUUCUGAAGAACUUUAUACACUUUACUACCCCAACCUUACCUGGUCUUUACUGGUCCCCUCUCGGGGAAACAAGCCCCCCUCGCAUUUUUUUCAUGCGGCAGCUCUACUGAAAGACACCAUGGUGAUUGUUGGAGGGCGGACAGGAGCAGAAGAUUAUAGUAACAGUGUGUACCUCUAUCAGAUCAAUUGCAAUACAUGGAUACAGCCAGUGUCUUCAGUUGGUGAACCUGUUAAUCACUCCAUCUCCUUGGCCAUGACUAGCUGGGGGAAUCGCCUGUUCAUAUCAGGUGGAUUUAACGGGGUCAUGCUUGGACGUUUCAUUACUCUCUCUGUGCCCUCUGACCCCUGCUUUCUGCUGCCUACAAUCGAGGCUUGUAAUAACAACACAGGCAGCUGUGUGUGGUGCAGGGGUACCUGCACCUCAUCAGACACAGCAGAGAGAAUUGGCUGUCCUGUUGGCCAUUCCCCAUGCUUUCCCACUCCCCGUGUGCCUGAUCAGUGUCGAAGGCUGAAGACAUGCAGUGAAUGUCUGGCUCGACACCCCAAAAUGUUUUCAAACUCUGGACAGAGCACUCUGCAGUGUAAGUGGUGCACUAACUGUCCUGAAGGAGCAUGUAUCAGCAGCUCUGUGAGUUGCACUUCGGAACAUGACUGUAGGAUAAACCAAAGGGAGAUUUUUCUCUCCAGCAACUGCACUGAAACCAGCUGUGAGGCGUCUGACUGCCCCAAGUGCACAGCGUCAGGGAAGUGUAUGUGGACCCGUCAGUUUAAACGUACUGGGGAGACCAGGCGCAUUUUAAGUGUGAAUCCAACAUAUGACUGGGCAUGUUUUAGCUAUGCGUUACUGAAUGUGUCACAAAUGAAAGUGGAAUCAUCUCCCCCUAUGCCCUGCCCUGAGCCUUGUCACCAAAUCCAGACCUGCCAUCAGUGUCUCAGCUCCAAUGGCUCGGAUGGGGGUUGGCAGAACUGUGUUUGGAGCAUGGCAUUGCAGCAGUGUAUGAGUCCUUCGUUUGUUCCGUUGCGCUGUGAAGCUGGUCAGUGUGGUCGUCUGCUCUCUGGCGGAGACUCUUGCUCUCCUCAGUGCUCCCAGCUUACCCAGUGCUCCCAGUGCAUUGCCCGGCCACAGUGUGGCUGGUGUGCCACUCGUGGAGCUAAUGGUGCAGGGCACUGCCUGCAAGGAGGACUAGAUGGUGUUGGAGAAUCUCAUUGUCCCAGCUUGAACAGCAGCUGGUUCUUCCUGCAAUGUCCGGAAGAGGAUGAGUGUGCUAAUGGUCACCAUCGUUGCAAUGUUACCCAGGACUGCCAUGACCUACCUGAUGGCUACCACUGCACCUGCAGAAAGGGCUACAUACUCAGCAGUGUAUCUGGGCAGUGUGAGCCGUUAUGUGAGCAGGGCUGCAUUAAUGGCACGUGUGUGUCGCCAGGCGUGUGCCAGUGUCACUUUGGCUUCGUUGGGGAAAACUGCUCAUCCCAGUGCCGUUGUAAUAAACAUAGCAAUUGUAAAGGUGUCGCUCACCUGGAUACAUGUCUGGAGUGCUAUAACCACACUAAGGGUCAGCACUGUGAGAAGUGUAAGCCAUUGUACGUAGGCUCUGCACUAGGUGGUGGAGUCUGUCGUCCCUGCCGGGAGUUUUGUAGAGGAAACAGCGAUGUAUGUUUGUCCAAAGAUGAACUCAAGUUGGCACUGGAUUACACAAAAGACCAUCCACUAGAUCUUGAGGGAAUCGUCCACUGGGUAAUAGAGGGACCAGCUGAGGAUAAUGCUGUGUGUGUGAAUUGUCAGAACAACAGUGUUGGGGACAAGUGUGAGAGCUGUCUGAGUGGAUACUUUCUCCUGCAGGGCAAGUGUGAAAAGUGUCAGUGUAAUGGCCAUGCAGACACUUGUAAUGAGCAUGAUGGAACAGGCUGCCCCUGCCAAAACAACACUGAAACAUCCUCCUGUCUUAGCAGCUCACAGAAUGAUCGCAAGGAAUGUUACAGACAACAGUGUGCCAAGUGCAAAGACGCUUUUAAUGGCACACCAAUCAAUGGCCGUCAGUGCUACCGGCAGUUCAAUGUGGACAACGAGUGCUGUUUUGACCCAACAUCGCAAGUCAACUGCUUCCAUGAGCCCAAUAUCCGCAAUCUACCUAUGGGACGCACAGUGUUUUUUGCAGCUCAGCCCAAGUUCACUAAUGUAGAUAUCCGUGUCACUAUCGAUGUUACUUUUGGCGAGGUGGAAGUGUAUGUGUCUAAUUCUCAUGACACUUUCAUUGUGAAUGUUGACCGCCAGACGGGUGUACACACCAUUAAAAUUGCAGACGAUAUUGCCUCUGUGCCAAUGACUCGAGGAGACAAAGAGGUCCCUUUAGCGCUGUCGCCAUUAAAAGGGAAUGCUAAUGCGUCUUCCUCUGCUAUACUUGGUCUGCACAGUAAACCGCACAGUGCUGAGCGAGAAGUGCGUGAAGAGCGAGCAGAGGGUCUCAUCACAUACAUCACAGUGUGGAAACCACAGACGGUGCUGAUUGUGCGUGGUGUACGUGAUCGUGUCGUCAUCACCUUUCCACAUGAGGUGCAUUCUCUCAAAUCCAGCCGCUUUUUCAUCGCUCUGCGCGGUGUCGGUACGGACAGCCAUGGCGGAGAGUCGCAAGGCUUGCUAUUCCUGCGCCAAGACCAGGCGCACAUUGAUCUGUUUGUUUUCUUCUCCGUCUUCUUUUCCUGCUUCUUCCUAUUCCUGUCUGUGUGCGUGCUGCUCUGGAAAGUCAAACAGUUCCUGGACUUCAGGCGUGAACAGCGGCGUCACAUUCAGGAGAUGACUAAGAUGGCAUCACGCCCCUUUGCCAAGCUCACUGUCUUUUUGGAGCCCGAUGAGCCGCAGCUUAUAUAUUUGCCCUCAGCUGGAGGAGGAAGCGCUGUCUCACUGGCACAUGUCAGAACAGGCAAAAUAGGUGGCAUGGUGAGUCGAGGAAGACUUGGAGCUCCAUCCUACAAGCAUGAUCCUGGUUUGACUCGCCAUCAUCACCACCACCCUGCUCUGAGUGGAGGCAACAGUGGGCAGCACCUUUCCUUGCACUACCUGAAUACACAUCAAUAUGUUCCCAGCUCAGCCACCAAUCCAACAUCACACCACCAUCACCAUCAUCCAGCUUCUCAUGGCAGCUACCAGCAGUUCUGCCGCUCUGACCCUUUCCUCUCACAGCUCUUGGGCUUCUCCUACUCCUCCUUUAAAGUGGGACCCAUCACACUAGAGCCCACUGACGAUGGCAUGGCGGGCGUCGCUACUGUCCUUUUCCAGCUGCCUGGUGGCAUCCUGGCACCUAACCGAGCCUGUCUGGGCUCUGCCCUGGUCACUUUGAGACAGAACCUGCAAGAGUACUGUGGGCACGGUGGAGCCGGCACACAUCCAGGUGUUGGCGUUGGCCGAAAGGGUAUCCUGGGCCACCAACAUCUUACCACAAUGGCCAUGUGAGGAACAUGAAGAAAGGUGGAAGUGGGCAUAUGAGAAUUUCAAAUUGAUGGAUUGUUAAAUCAUUACCAGGAAUGAAAGAAAACAAUGGAACCAGACGGACAGUUUUUGAAAACUCAAGUGAAUGUUUUUGAAAGGACAAAACUACCUGAAGAAUGUGUGUGGGUGUUUUAUAAAGGAUGUAUUUAUUGAAACAGUGGAACAGAUAAUGUGGAAUAGAUGUGAUUAUUCUUGUACAUAUACACACUUAAGUAUUAAGCAUCUCUCAUUAAUUUAUAUUUUGCCCUUUGUGGAAAGCUUUCCAUGAGCUUGGCAGCAGUGUUAAGAAAAUGCACUAUAUGUUUUCUUGCUGCAGCCUCCCUUUGUUCCGUAUACACCGCCGAAGUUAAAGUGACACGCCGUGACAAAGAAAGAUUAUAGCUUUUCUGGUGUAUUAUUGUCCAGUGAGAGUGAUGGCCUGGUUACAGAAUCAAAACAUGCUUUAAAACUCUAAUGACAAUCUAAAUGACCAUUAACACGAUCAUCGCUAUUAGUUGAACUGAAUUGUAAAAAUCGACUAAAAUUGGCUGAAAAUGUGUAAUCUGUUUAUCAACAGACGAUGUACUUUAACCAAACUGAAUUAACAGAAGCUGGGGGCUGGAGCCGUGUUGAAUUAUGUGAACCGUGUGGUUGGUUCUAUACACGUUUAUCUCUGCAAAAGUAGCAUUUCAGUGUUUUUGCCACAUGUGGUAUUUAAAUGGUUUGUUCCUGUAGUCAUGUUGCUUGGUAGCAGAUUUGAACUUUUAUUUGCAAUGGAAAUGCAAAGGUUGAUUGGUGUGCUAUAAUGGUAAGUCAUGGCCUACAAAUGAAUGAUCCACCUGCUAUCCUGUCACUGUUACAGUGGUCAGAGUGUACAGUAAUAGUUAUUACUUUAAUAUUUAAUACUAUUUAAGAAAAGGUUGAUGCAAUCGUGCAUUUUAAUCCAGCUACAUUUUGUUGACUGAACAGUAUUUAUUUAUAAUGGUUUAAAGGCUUGUAGGUGGAAAGUGAGGAAUUCAGUAAAGAAUAUUAUUCUGCAUCUUAAUGGAAUGAGCAAUGCAAAUUCAAAAGUGUAAAAAAAAGUAUAUUUUUGAGGUUUUAGUACAUAAGAUAGCAAGAUGAGAAACAAGACUAUGACUAUCCCUUUCAGUAUUUUAUUGUUUGAAGUUUGUGUUUAAUUUUUCCUUACGGUCAGUUUUGCCAUACAUUUGAAGAGAAUAUUUUGAGACGGUUAAUCAAGUUGUACAGGGCAGCAUGGUAGUACAAAGUGCGCUCCCUCCCACAAAUCUGUUUUUGGGUUCAAACCUGAUCUUUGGUUACUGUUUGUAACAGAACGUCCAGAUUGGUUUUCUCUCACCGUCUACCAAUAAUGGUGGCACUGUAUUCACCCUAGCUUUGAAUUUAUUUGAUGUCCUGCAAUGGACUGCCAUUCCUUCCAAUGUUUGUCCCCAAUGUUCAUCCAGUGUUUUUGGGAUAUGUUUUGGAUUCAUGGCAACCCUGACUGGGAUUAUGCGGUAACUGUAAGUAAAUGAAUGAAUGUUAUAAGGCAAACCUUUACACUUAUACCUGUAUUGCAUCUUGCAAAAAAAACCGAACCCUGGCAGCAACAGUCUGGGUUGCCAAUUCUAUUCCAAUGUCAAGAAACAAUUGUCUUGAUUUUUUUUUCGGUGCUGUAAUAAAACAAAACGUACUAUUUAGGAGUUGAAGACCAAAACAUGUACAAGUGUCUUGAAAAAUGUGGAUGCUAUUUAUUCUCUUUAGUCCCACACACAUGCUUUUAUAUUAUGUGAUUCAUGCUCAUGCAUUCUAUGUAUAUACCAGUUUGACCCUAUUAAACAUAAACUAAUAGUGGUUAAUAAUGUA
Messenger RNA from Silurus meridionalis, 10946 nucleotides. It is a transcript of the gene megf8, whose product is annotated as multiple EGF-like-domains 8. Bases 420 to 9068 code for a protein of 2882 amino acids. The transcript is spliced from 44 exons. Lineage: Eukaryota; Metazoa; Chordata; Actinopteri; Siluriformes; Siluridae. The record is from RefSeq and is a predicted model, not a curated record. Gene Ontology annotation, molecular function: protein binding; calcium ion binding.